AUGCUCCAGGCUUACCAUACGCAUAGCAUCACCCCUGCAGUGAUCCCAGAGGUCAUCAUCGACGCGUUCCGCCACUGUGGGAUUUCAAGCAAGCUGGACGGGACGGAGAACCACCUGGUGAUGUCUCACCUGCGCGCGAGGAGCACCACCGAUGUCUCCGAGGACAUGACCCUCGGGGGGACCACGGGCGACAACACGCGCCUGCUUGGGCAGGCUCUUGAGGAGGAGGAGGAGGAGGAGGAGGAGGAGGAGGAGGAGGAGGAGGAGGAGGAGGAGGAGGAGGAGGAGGAGGAGGAGAUGCAGGCGGAGGGCGUGCGGGAGGUGGCCGUGGCAACCGGCCCGGAGGUGCUGUACCAGGAGACCCCCAACUACCGCGGAGCGGCGGCCGAGGCUGACCGCAUGAUUGAGCCAAGGCAGACGGCUAGGCAUGCCUGGCGAGUGCCAGAACUGGGUGUUAGGGAGCCUGAUGUUAGUGCAGAUGAGGAGGCCGUGACGGAGGGUGGCUAG
Molecule: messenger RNA, 507 nt
Organism: Closterium sp. Naga37s-1
Lineage: Eukaryota; Viridiplantae; Streptophyta; Zygnematophyceae; Desmidiales; Closteriaceae
Source: the annotation of a GenBank genome assembly